Molecule: messenger RNA, 345 nt
Organism: Ophidiomyces ophidiicola
Lineage: Eukaryota; Fungi; Ascomycota; Eurotiomycetes; Onygenales; Onygenaceae
Exons: 2
Coding region: 1-345 (114 amino acids)
Biological process (GO): mitochondrial translational termination
Cellular component (GO): mitochondrial large ribosomal subunit
Source: RefSeq, a predicted model, not a curated record
AUGACAAGAGUCACACUCAAGGUCCCAUUGGCAGCGCUGCUUCCUCUCGUGCCAUCUAUACUUCACCCCAAAAUCCGGUCCUCCCGUUACUUUGCUGGUAGAUCGGACAGUUUAGUAAUUCAUUCGGACGAAACACGAAAGCAGUCGCGCAAUCUUGAACUCUGUUUCGAAAAACUCCACGAUACACUUGUCGAAGCUGGAAAGGCAGCUGUGCCUGGUGAAACAUCCCUUCAGCAGCAAAAGAAGGUCCAGAAAUUGUGGGUAGCAUAUGGCAUCUUUCUUUUAGAGAUAUUAACACUUUUUUAUGAAGGCAAGACAGAGCGAAUGAAGGUAGAAUACGGCUAA